Messenger RNA from Populus nigra (black poplar), 2367 nucleotides. Its product is annotated as phosphoglucomutase, chloroplastic-like. The transcript is spliced from 22 exons. Gene Ontology annotation, molecular function: phosphoglucomutase activity; magnesium ion binding. Gene Ontology annotation, biological process: carbohydrate metabolic process. NCBI's taxonomy places the organism in Eukaryota, Viridiplantae, Streptophyta, Magnoliopsida, Malpighiales, Salicaceae. The record is from RefSeq and is a predicted model, not a curated record. The coding region runs from base 240 to 2147 and encodes 635 amino acids. Gene Ontology annotation, cellular component: cytosol.
UGCUGUGUGUGUACUGUGUAGUGGCAGCCUCAGGACUAGGAAGGGAGUAAAGAUAAGUCUUUUAAAAGUACGGGCAGUAGUCAUGGAUUUCUUCAACCCUUCUUCUUCUUUUUGACUCGCAUCCCAAAAUCUCUCCCUGCAGUGAUCACUGCAUAGUAACAUUUACAAGAGAAGAAUACAUUGAGGGAAAGGAAUAAAAACUUCCAUUUUCUUUUAUUAUCAAUCCAGAAGCAAUAAAAAUGGCUUCUUGUUGUUGUCUGAGGCUUGAAAAUGUGAUCUUUUCAUCAACUUUUAGAAAACUGGGGCAAACUAGUGCAAAUGGCAGUGUCCUCGUCUCUUCUCCUAUCUCUUCUUUCUCUCUCUUAUCAUCAUCUUCUGCUUUAUUUUCUCCAAUCUUAAAAACUUCACAUUCGCUUAGCUCUUCUCUUUCUGUGAAAGCUUCCUCUUCUACUGCCAUUGCUGAACCUGAAGGCAUCAAGAUUAAUUCAGUGCCGACAAAGCCAAUUGAGGGUCAGAAGACAGGGACAAGUGGUCUGCGAAAGAAGGUUAAGGUUUUCACUGAGGAAAACUACCUUGCAAAUUGGAUUCAGGCAUUGUUUAAUUCAUUGCCACCAGAGGAUUACAAGAAUGGAGUACUGGUCUUGGGAGGGGACGGUCGUUACUUCAAUCGAGAAGCUUCACAGACAAUCAUCAAAAUUGCUGCAGGGAAUGGUGUUGGCAAAAUCCUGGUCAGCAAGGAAGGUAUUAUGUCCACGCCAGCUGUUUCUGCUGUGAUCCGAAAGAGGAAGGCCAACGGUGGAUUUAUAAUGAGUGCAAGUCAUAAUCCUGGAGGGCCUGAAUAUGAUUGGGGUAUCAAGUUUAAUUACAACAGUGGGCAACCUGCACCUGAAUCCAUCACUGACAAGAUAUAUGGGAACACCCUUUCUAUAUCUGAGAUUAAGAUUGCGGACAUUCCUGAUGUCGACCUUUCUAGCCUCGGAGUCACAAAAUAUGGAAACUUCAGUGUUGAAGUAGUAGACCCAGUUUCGGAUUAUUUGGAGCUAAUGGAGAAUGUAUUUGAUCUUGAGCUCAUCAAAAGUCUCCUUUCACGGUCAGAUUUCAGGUUUGUAUUCGAUGCCAUGCAUGCUGUUACUGGUGCUUAUGCAAAACCCAUCUUUGUGGACAAGCUUGGGGCCAGUCCGGAUUCAAUCUUAAAUGGGGUACCUCUGGAGGAUUUUGGUCACGGCCAUCCAGAUCCUAAUCUUACAUAUGCCAAGGAUUUGGUCAACAUCAUGUAUGGUGAGAAUGGACCAGAUUUUGGAGCUGCAAGUGAUGGAGAUGGGGACAGAAACAUGAUCCUAGGUAGAGGGUUUUUUGUCACUCCUUCAGAUUCGGUUGCUAUCAUUGCUGCCAAUGCACAGGAAGCCAUUCCAUACUUUAUGAGUGGCCCGAAGGGUUUAGCUCGUUCCAUGCCGACAAGUGGUGCUCUAGAUCGUGUGGCUGAAAAAUUGAAUCUUCCAUUUUUUGAGGUCCCUACUGGUUGGAAAUUUUUUGGGAAUCUUAUGGAUGCUGGAAAACUGUCAAUUUGUGGUGAAGAAAGUUUUGGAACUGGUUCUGAUCACAUUCGUGAGAAGGAUGGCAUAUGGGCUGUUUUAGCUUGGCUUUCAAUUAUUGCUUACAGAAACAAAGACAAGAAACCAGGGGAGAAGUUAGUAUCUGUUGCUGAUGUUGCGAAAGAGCAUUGGGAAACCUUUGGAAGAAAUUUCUUUUCUAGAUAUGACUAUGAAGAAUGUGAAUCUGAAGGUGCCAACAAAAUGAUCCAGAAUCUUAGAGAUAUAGUCUCUAAAAGCAAACCAGGUGAUAAGUAUGGAAAUUACACCCUUCAGUUUGCUGAUGACUUUACGUACACUGAUCCUGUGGAUGGAAGUGUGGCAUCAAAGCAAGGUGUCCGGUUUGUUUUCACUGAUGGAUCAAGGAUUAUAUUCCGUUUAUCUGGAACUGGAUCAGCAGGUGCAACUGUCAGAAUCUACAUCGAACAGUAUGAACCAGAUGUCUCUAAACAUGAGAUGGAUGCCCAAGUAGCCCUAAAACCACUAAUAGAUCUGGCAUUGUCUGUAUCAAAGUUGAAAGACUUCACAGGAAGGGACAAGCCAACAGUCAUCACAUGAAGUUAACAGCAAUUGGGAGUCUCACAAAUCAAGUGGUAUGCCAAGUUAUGCUUAAUGGCAGGUUGGGUUUUCCUUUCUUUUCUGGCUUUACUUGCCAUACAGAUUCUUUCUGCUCAAUUUUGGUUGUACUUUAGCUAGCAUGGUAUUAUGGUUCAAUAAAUAUUUCCAUGUAAAGUAAGUAAAAACAUAUCUAUGCAAAUAAAAUCUCUUGCAUUCACUA